Alternaria burnsii is the source of this 2400-nucleotide messenger RNA. RefSeq lists its product as uncharacterized. The coding region runs from base 1 to 2400 and encodes 799 amino acids. The transcript is spliced from 4 exons. The record is from RefSeq and is a predicted model, not a curated record. Lineage: Eukaryota; Fungi; Ascomycota; Dothideomycetes; Pleosporales; Pleosporaceae.
AUGUUACGCACCGUCAACGAUGUCGAACUAGCCAACCUGCAUGCUGAGUCGCAGGUGUCUCUUCUACAAGACUGCCAGCGAACGAUCAAUACACCAUCGACUCGUUUUGCGUCUAUUAAGAUAUUGGAGCCUUGGUUUCCAGAUGUGAAUCCCCAAUUCGCGCGCCGCAACAAACGUUUCUUCGAUCGAGAUGUCGCCUUGUUCUUCAUACAACUGCUCUCCGUCCUAGUCCUCGGUUUCAACCUUUCAGUCACCAUCUAUGCUCUUGUUAGGUUCGGGGCUCACAGCAACAUCAGUGAUUUUCUUGGUGCGGAGAGUGGUGGUAGUUGCGCUCUCGUGAAGGUCUGGAACAGGUGGCUCCACUUUGGGAUCAACGCGCUUUCCACGAUCCUCCUUGGCGCAAGCAACUACUGUGCGCAACUUCUACUCGCUCCUACCCGAGAAGAAGUCAACAAAGCACACUCUCGAUCGCGAUGGCUCGACAUUGGUGUCCAAAGUUUUCGCAACUUCCGCGCUGUUGGACCGAAGCGGCAGAUCCUAUGGGCGGUUCUCAUGCUGAGCUCAGGUCUACUGCACCUUUUUUGGAACUCGGCAGUGUUUAUGGCGAAUCCUGUCAGCAAAUACUCGAUAGGCUACGUUACUGCUGACUUUGUAGACGACGUACAACCGUGGCAACGCCUUGCCAGUCCCGACCUCGAACACAUUCGCAACAACACUUCGACAGUGCGGCAGUUGAGUAACAAAGAUUGCAUUGCAGAAUACGCGGGUAGACUGUCUGGCCUCAGCAGUUUGCUAGUGGUCAGCAGCGAUGUCAUGAUGGCUGACGAACGCUCUUUCGACGAGGGUAAUCGGCAAUCCUCCCUGAUACGUAACGAAAGCACGCUAGUUAUUGCGAUGGAUUGGCGCCUGAAUAGCGAUUGGAUGUGCACCGCCUGGUCGACCUACGGCACGCGUUCGAAGUACACAUGCACGCGCAAGUUCUUGGAACCUCAAGCAGAGAAUUGGACGGUGAUACAACAUCACGAAGAUCCGAACCGCACAGUCUCGAUAAAAGUUGAUCACUGCCUCGUCUUGGAUAAUCUGCAGGAUAUGCAGGACAGGUGUGUGUUGCGCAUAAGCAAGAUGAUCCUAGGUUUGGUCACUGUGCUGAACCUGAUCAAAUGUGUUUGCAUUGCCCAAACAGUACGCAUGCACAACCAGUUCGGGAUACAUAGGAAUGUGCGAGCUGAGCCUAGCGAUGGUUCUAUCACCGCCAAACCCAACAACUCUGUCCGGACAAUCCUCAAUUCAAAGUCACACCUAGACCCUGUCGCUCCUUACUUAGUCACAAUUGGCGAUGCUAUUGCUAGUUUCCUAGAAGAGGAAGACUCGCAUACCAAGCAGUGUAUAUUUGCGACGAAACGCGAUGUGGAGAACAAAGGGUUCUGGGAUACUCAUCGCUCAUACUCGAACCUUGCUCCAGAACGGUGGUACCAAGCCGCCAGCCGCAGACGCUGGAUCAUCACUAUGUUCUUAUGUGCUGCAACGAUUGGAACCGUUGGCGGCCUACUUCGAAUGACUUUGUCUGUUCAACAAGCCGUGGGAGUCGACAUCAGCCUACCUUCACUCUGGGGUUACGGAUUUGGCGCGCAGCAACAAUGGGCACUAGCCCUCACUGGGGUCACAGAUCAUCUCGGCCCGUCCAAAGGAUUCUUCUUCUCCGUAUUCUUUGCAAACUCCUUCCAAGUUAUUAUCAGCGCCCUUUAUCUGCUAUACAAUAAUCUCUUGACAGCGAUGAUCGUGGCUGCUGAGUGGAACGACUAUAUUUCUGAGCCAAAGACACUACGAAUGUCAGCGCCACGAGGCGUACAGCGUUCUAACUACUUUCUCUCGCUACCUUACAGGUAUUCCGUUACGUUGAUGAUCUUAUCCGGCCUGCUGCACUGGUUUAUAUCACAGAGCGUCUUCGUAGUGCAAACGGUUGCAUACGUCCCUAAAGACACACGCCCUCUUUCCUUCGUACGAGAACCUACCCUGGAUAUAUCCUGCAUUGGCUUCUCCAGCAUUGGCAUCAUACUUGCGCUAAGUGUUGGCUGUCUACUAGUGCUCAGCUUAUUGACAAUUGGAUUUGGCUCGACGUACAGCGCUAGGGUUGUGAGGACUGAGGACCAGCAGCCACAGUAUACUAUGCCGCUGGUCAGUACCUGCAGUGCAGCCAUUAGCGCCAACUGCCACAAACACCCUGAAGAUACGCACUGUGCUCUUAUGCCUUUGCGGUGGGGGUUCGUGAAAGAUGUUAGUCAUGGGAACGGAGGACGCUUCACCUUUACCACUGCUGUUGACUUGGCCUACCCAGAGGUGAUUGGUGGAGAAGUGCAGAUGCCAUACUUCAGUCAAGUAUUCACUCACGCACGCGAAUAA